This is a messenger RNA of Eruca vesicaria subsp. sativa (arugula), 402 nucleotides long. The record is from the annotation of a GenBank genome assembly. Lineage: Eukaryota; Viridiplantae; Streptophyta; Magnoliopsida; Brassicales; Brassicaceae.
AUGUUUUGUCACUACUCAAAACAUUGCUAUCAGUGUGUAGAUUGGUUGACUUCUUCUCUAAAGGCUUCAGAAUCGAGUCGGAAGGGUUUGAUAUACAGCUUUGUUGCCAAAGGAACAGUCGUAUUAGCAGAGCAUACUCCUUAUUCUGGAAACUUUAGCACCAUUUCUGUUCAAUGUCUUCAGAAGCUUUCCACUAAUAGCAGAAAGUAUACUUACUCAUGUGAUGGUCACACCUUCAAUUUCCUCGUUGACAAUUGUUUUGGAGACUUCAAGAAACGGUAUGGGGCAAGUAUAAAGAAUGAUGACCCACACCCUCUUGUCGUUGAUGACAAAGACGAUGAUUUGUUUGGUGAUCGGUUUAGCAUUGCUUACAAUCUUGACAGUGUUCCGGUCUAUAUGUAG